ACUAGAUCUUUUUUUGCGGCGUUGAUGUGGAGCAGUUUCGCUUUCUAUUCCCCUUUAUCUUAAAGGGUUUCCGUUUCGUCUUACCUUUUCGGUGUCUGCGCCCGUUCGUACCAGCUAGCCACUGCCACGCCCUCGUCAAAAUGAGGAGCUCAGUAGGGCAGUCUCGUCUGCCGCUCAAGUUUUUCCUUGCGCCGUUCUCGGUGAAAAAUUCGGUUUUCGCCCUCUUUUUCGUGUUCGCUCUUGUCUGCGUCUCCGGUCUGUCUUGGGAAGAUGCUGAGGACGGCGCAGCGUGGGACUCAGUCUCGAACGAUUCGGACGACAGCUUCGCGAAAGGGUCUGACUUCGGGGAAGUCAAGUUGGGCAGCGCAGGCCAACGGCAGCUCCUCAGUCAGCUCCAGAACGAGUUGGGCGGUGAAUUCGAGGACGCAGACGUGAGUAUGCUCCAGAGGGAUCACGGAAUCCACGGAGAGGAAGCCGGUUUGUUCCGCAAGGCUGUUCCGGGCUUGGACGACCCAGCUGAAGACGAUGAAGCCGACGGCGAAAGUGCCUCGGAUGAGGCAGAAGCCGACUCUGACGUCUUGGCGGACGACGAAGAAGGGACAUCCCUCAUCGAAAAUGCGAGUGAGGAAGACACAGACAACUCCGAGGCAGACAGUCAACAGGAGGAUGACAGUGUGGGAGAGGAUUCCUUUCUCCAGCAGGAGGGCGAGGACUCCGAGGAAGAAAGAGCAGUCGAGGACCCGUAUGCUGCCGCCGAACCCUCUUAUCUUGAAGAGGACAACACUGUUGACGACAGCGCGGCGGAGGAUUAUGCCCCUGCUUCGUUUGUCCAGAUCGGCAGUGGAGAGAGAAAAAUCCGGGCGCACAUGCAUCUUGACAGCCGCCAAGUUGCCCCCGAAAGAUUCGCGCAUGCGUUCAACCAGGAUCAUGUCAGACUUCUGGACCAGACCGCCGUCGAGGACGAACUUCUCGAUGAGGCCGCCCCGGGCGGAGGCGCGAGCGCCGUAGUCUCCCCCAUCGACGAAAACCCUGCAGAGAUGGAAAGCACCAUCUCCGAGGGCGAAGCAGGUUCUGCGGUGGCGGCUCCUGAACAAGGUAUCCAGCCAGAGGCAGAAUUUGCUACCGCCAGCGAAGAACCACGUCCCCUGGAACCUGUCGACCCCGAAAUGGCAGCUCAGCAGCCGCAACUGCCUCAAGAAGCUAUGCCAACUGAGAAUGCGGACCUUCUUGGAAACCAGCCCAGAAUGCGCAAUGCUCUCGAACCCUCUGCCAAGGUCCUCGAACCGGAAACCCUGGAAGGGUCACCUGCUCUCGUCCCGCCGGCAGAGACUGAAGAGGGGACAGCCGCCCAAAUUGCGGAGGAAAUGAGCAAGCAGGAUCAGGGCAUGCAGGAAGCCAGGCCUCAAGAAGUUCUCACACGACACACCUGGCAAGAUAUGGAGAGAACUGAGGACCUACGAAAGAACGACGUCCCGGCUGCAGUGGCGAAUUCCGGCAGCCAGAUCAUCACGGCUGCGUCGUCCGUCGCCCUUGCUGGUCUACUGGUCGCAGGACAGCUUUUGUUCAGCGUGGGCAUGUACUGAGAAUAAUAUUCUUGCUUCGUGGAAUAUUGUUGCUACCUGAAAGUUAAACUAUUUUCGCUGUGAAUGUGGGGGGGGUUCGCCGACUGUGUUCCCGCCCAACAUUCGUGGUUAAUGAGUUUUGUCCCAUCGUGCAUUGCGACGCUCAACCACACUUCUAUUUUGGGGGGGCAUCUUAGGUAAUAUGCUAAGGUUAUUUUCUGCGUCGCUGAACUCUGGUCUUGCAAAAGAAGCUAACUCUUUUCCGGCAUAACUUCGUUUUUGGUGUCAAAAGUACGCCAUUGCGUGAGACGGCACGAAAGUCUCCCGAGAAAGUCCCGCUACUCGGCGAAUUGCUACUCAAGCGAUAACGGUGGAACGUCUAUCUGAACCACAGACUAGUCGUCUUUUUGUACCCCAUAUCAAAUUGUGGUUACGCGUUAAGACGUUCUGAGGUCGCUCCUUGCAGAUUUCUCCUCACGUUUUGUGUCU
Toxoplasma gondii ME49 is the source of this 2051-nucleotide messenger RNA. It is a transcript of the gene ROP6, whose product is annotated as rhoptry protein ROP6. Bases 141 to 1583 code for a protein of 480 amino acids. The record is from RefSeq and is a predicted model, not a curated record. Lineage: Eukaryota; Apicomplexa; Conoidasida; Eucoccidiorida; Sarcocystidae. The transcript is spliced from 5 exons.